GGCUCGCGAGGCUGACAGGGCGGACGGGAGCAGGAGGUCGCCCAGGAUUGGCGGCGGAGACGUUGAGGGCGGGAUUCGAGCCGUGAAGGAGGCGGUGGGGGAGGAGGAGAGAGACAUCCGAUUGGGAGAAAAGCCGUUGAAGGCGGGGCUCGAGCUCCUAGGGGCGGGCUCUGGGUCGGAAGCGCGCAGCGGAUUGGAGAGAAGGCCGUUGUGGGGCGGUUUCCUGAGCGCGGGGCCCGCCCUUUCGCGGAAGAUGGCGGCGUCCAGUGAGGACUCGUUCCGUGCGGGCUUCAACUCCGGGCCGGUAGAGGCGGCGCUGGCGGCUCUGGAAGCCGAUGAGGAGCCGGGCAGGCGGCUGGAGCGGCUUCGGGAGAUCAUGUUGCUGCUCCGGGAGCAGCAGCACCGAGAAACUGCGUCUGAGCGCGUCUUCCAAAGCAUCCAGCAGAUCCUGAUGAAAUCCUCCCUUGAGGUUGAGCUGGCCUGCCAGGAUGCCAGCCGCCGGGCACAUCUGGACCCUCAGCUGCAGCUCAUCGCGGAGUGCUUCCGCUGCCUGAGGAAUGCCUGUGUGCAGUGCCCUGGGAACCAGGGCAUGAUCAGGAACUUGAAUUUGAUUGGCACCACCAUGGAGCUGAUUGAGUUAUUUCGGAAGCUGGAUGCUGAGCAGGAAUCCCAGUUGAUAGCUUUUCGCUGCGGCCUGCAGUUCUUGGGAAACAUUGCAGCGGGGAACACAGCUUCUCAGCAGGCCAUCUGGAGGGACGCCUUCCCGGAUCUCUUCUUGUACUGCCUCCACCAUCCAGAUGAGAAGGUUGUAGCCUAUGCCUCCAUGAUCCUGUUCACAUGCCUGAGUACUGAGCGGCUGAAAGACCUGGAGACCCAGAACCUGGGUGUGGCUCUGAGGGUCAUCGAGGCCCACCAGAAACAGCCUGAGUCUGAGUGGACCUUCCUGAUCAUUUCAGACUAUCUGCUGAAAAGCCCAGAACUGGUGAAAUCCAUGUACACCAAGCUAAGUAAUCCAGAAAGGGUUGCGUUCCUCGAUCUCAUGAUAGCCAAGCUCAUAGGGGACAAGCCACUGACCAGAGAGGAGCUGGCUGCGUUUCUAAGGCAUGCUGAAUUGGUUGCAAGCAAUUUCCAAGAAAAAUGCAAGUCUGUGCUGAAGCUUGCCUCAGCUGGACAUGAUAAUGAUGAGGAAGCCCUGACCACAAUUAGGCUUCUCCAUGUCCUUUGUGAAAUGACCGCCAACUGUGAACUGCUAGGCUCCUUACAGGCAUUCCCUGGGCUCCUCGAGACAGUGGUUGAGAUCUUGCAGCUGACUCACCUGGCUGGGAAGCAGACCCCAAAUGUCUUCACGGCUGCUUCUUGUAUGCAAGGCUAUGGGGACAUCUCCAACCCUGUCAUGGGCUUCAAGUCCCACCUUGUUCGCUUGAUUGGGAACCUCUGCUACAAGAAUGCGGAAAACCAGGACAAGGUAUACGAAUUGGACGGCAUUCCCUUGAUUCUCGACAACUGCAGCGUGGAUGACAACAAUCCCUUUCUGAAUCAGUGGGCAGUAUACACUAUACGAAAUCUGACUGAGCACAACAAAAGAAACCAAGAGCUCAUUGCAAAAAUGGAGAACCAUGGGCUGGCAGAUACAGCAGUGCUUAAGAAAAUGGGUCUUGAGGUUGAAAAACGAGACGGGAAACUUACUUUGAGAUCCACAAGAAAAGGUCCUAGUUGUGAAUAAUACCACCACCUGACUCUUGGCUCAUGGGUUCCUGGGAUUUGCCAUUCCUGCAGGACAUGAAAGGAGGGUGUGAAGAAUAUCCAACCAGCUCAAAGCCAAGAACAUCUGAAGUUUGGGGAAAACAGAAUGAGAUGCACCCAGGCCCCAGUGGAACUAUGCCUGCAGAGGACUUUGGGCAGCUUGUGCCUUAUGGGUAGCUAGACUUACUGCAUCUUCAGAUAAUAAAGUUUUCUGUUUGGGGAGGCACAGCCCUCUUGUGCUCUAA
This is a messenger RNA of Trichosurus vulpecula (common brushtail), 1988 nucleotides long. RefSeq names its product ataxin 10 (gene ATXN10). Gene Ontology annotation, biological process: neuron projection development. The record is from RefSeq and is a predicted model, not a curated record. The coding region runs from base 254 to 1723 and encodes 489 amino acids. The transcript is spliced from 12 exons. Lineage: Eukaryota; Metazoa; Chordata; Mammalia; Diprotodontia; Phalangeridae. Gene Ontology annotation, cellular component: cytosol.